CCAAGCCAAGCACUAUCAAACCAAACUGGCAUACACUCAUUUCUUUAUAUAAUCAUCACUACCCCAAAAGGCUUCUCAUCGUAUCACAAUACCACAUUCACAAAAAAUUCAAUCCGCCAUGGCCGAUUCUUCUUCAACCCCAUCGACCAAGCUUGAAAUCACUCACGAUUUCCCUCCUUUCCUCCGCAUCUACAAAGAUGGGGUCGUGGAGCGCCUCAUGGGCACUCAAACUGUGCCCGCCUCACUAGACGACCCCAAAACCGCCGUCCAAUCCAAAGACGUCCCUUACUCCCACGACCCUCAUCUCGUCGCCCGGCUCUACCUCCCCAAGCAAACCAAACCGGGCCAGAAGCUCCCUCUAUUGAUCUACUAUCACGGGGGAGGCUUCGUCAUCGAGACGGCCUUCUCCCCCACCUACCACAACCACCUCAACACCUUGGUCAAGGUGGCCAACGUGAUAGCGGUUUCUGUGGACUACAGGAGAGCCCCAGAGCACCCCGUACCAAUAGCGUACGAGGACUCGUGGGCCGCACUCAAAUGGGCUGCCUCUCAUUUUGGAGGCGGCCCAGAACAAUGGCUCAACGAUCACGCGGACUUUAACUCCGUGUUUCUGGCAGGGGACAGUGCAGGGGCCAACAUUGUCCACCAGGUGGCAAUUAGGUACGGGCGCGACAAGGUGGAGGGGGUCCCGCGGCUGGCCGGGUUGGUUAUGGUCCACCCGUAUUUUGCUGGGAAGGAACCGAUCGGGAAUGAGCCGGUUCCGGUGCCCGAUUGGGGGGAGCGGUUCUGGAAGCUGGUUUGCCCGAGUUCAACGACAGGGCUGGACGACCCGUAUUUGAACCCAGCUUUUGACCCGGACCUGGUCCGGCUUGGUUGCUCGAAGGUGCUUGUUAUGUUGGCAGAGAAGGAUUUCUUGAGGGAGAGAGGGAAGCACUAUUUCGAGUUGCUGAAGGGGAGCGAGUGGAAAGGAGAGGUUGAGAUGGUGGAGACUCAAGGCGAGCAGCAUGUCUUCCACUUGUGGAAUGCUGGUUGUGAAAACGCUGCCGUUUUGAUCAACAAGAUUUGCUCGUUCAUAAAUAAUUGAAGUCACUCACAAUGUUGAUUUUGGUUUAGCAUCAGCGACCGGUUGGCUGUUUGACGUUACUAGCUAUUUGUCCUUUUUCAAUAAUGCAUGAUGUUGCCUCCUAUGUCUUCUCUAAUGUUGCUUUGUCUGUUUGGAUGUAUGAUGCCGGCUUUUAACCUUGUUAAAUUAUAUCGAAUUGAUGAGAUCAAUUAAAAAAUUGGAUUAUUAAAGUUCUAGAUGAAGU
Messenger RNA from Linum trigynum, 1307 nucleotides. NCBI's taxonomy places the organism in Eukaryota, Viridiplantae, Streptophyta, Magnoliopsida, Malpighiales, Linaceae. The record is from the annotation of a GenBank genome assembly.